Sebastes umbrosus (honeycomb rockfish) is the source of this 4370-nucleotide messenger RNA. It is a transcript of the gene aebp2, whose product is annotated as AE binding protein 2. The record is from RefSeq and is a predicted model, not a curated record. Lineage: Eukaryota; Metazoa; Chordata; Actinopteri; Perciformes; Sebastidae. Gene Ontology annotation, cellular component: ESC/E(Z) complex. Bases 109 to 1557 code for a protein of 482 amino acids. Gene Ontology annotation, biological process: regulation of transcription by RNA polymerase II. The transcript has 9 exons.
GUGUGAUGUGACCCAGCCCUUCUUCUGCAGUGGGAGCAUUUCUCGGUGCCACACCGGGGGUAGAUUUUAAUACCGAAAGUGUCCCACGGUACGUGCGCCGCCGCUUAAAUGGCUGCCGCGGCUCCAGAAGAAGAAACACCUGCACUGAGCAGCUGUGUUGAGACCGACGUAGUACCGGCCGUAGAGACGAACCACUGCGAUGUGGAGGAGAAAGAAAAUGGCCUAACCGAACCGGAAACAGAGGAGCCACGCAGCAGCAACGCAGAGCCGGAGAUGGAAGAAAAAGAGGAGGCCGGCGAAGAAGAGGAGAAAAGGAAAACCGCUGCAGCGGCAGACAAGGCCACGAGCAGCGAGGCGGUGACGGACGAAGGUGCUGUAACGGUGAGCCUGGAGGAGGCGACAGCCGCUCCUGAAGAACCGGAGCAGAAGCCGGAGUCACAGGGAGAAGGUAACGAAUUACCAGCCAACGAUAACAACUCGCUGAAAGAAGAAGCGGUGAAGGAGGAACCGGGAGGAGAGGACAGCCGGGGUUCGGGGAUAAACUGCGAAAAGAGCAAAACAGUGUGUGAAGAUGGGGAGAAAGCGAGCGGCGGGAGCGGCGGGAGCGGUGGGAGCGGCAGCGGCGAACUGGGCGACAAGAGGCGGCCGAGUGUGGAGAUCUCAUCCUCGGAUGGUGAACCGUUGAGCCGUAUGGACUCCGAAGACAGUAUCAGCAGUACCCUGAUGGAGAUGGAGAGCACGGUGUCGAGUGGGCGCUCUACCCCUGCUAUGAUGAACGGACAGAGCAACGCCAGUUCUUCCGGAUCUAAGACGGUGGCUUAUUCCUGCUGCUGGGACCUCUGUCCACAGUGCUUUAACUCAAGUCCUGAUCUGGCCGAGCAUAUCAGAGGCAUUCACGUGGACGGGCAGAGAGGAGGGGUGUUUGUGUGUCUAUGGAAGGGUUGUAAGGUGUACAACACACCGUCCACCAGUCAGAGUUGGCUCCAGAGACACAUGUUGACCCACAGUGGAGAUAAGCCUUUCAAGUGUGUAGUUGGUGGCUGCACCGCCAGCUUUGCUUCCCAAGGAGGGUUAGCUCGCCACGUCCCCAGCCACUUCAGCCAGCAGAGCUCCUCCAAAAUGUCCAGCCAGGCCAAACUCAAGGAGGAGUCGCCCUCCAAGGCUGGACUCAACAAGAGGAAGAAGCUCAAGAACAAACGCAGGUGCUCCCUACCGAGGCCCCACGACUUCUUCGAUGCCCAAACCAUGGAUGCUAUUCGGCACAGGGCCAUCUGCCUCAACCUCGCCACCCACAUCGAGAGUGUGGGCAACGGCCACAGCGUAGUCUUCCAGAGCACGGUGCUAGCCAGAAGGAAAGAGGGGUCCGGCAAGGUGAAGGUCCUCCUACAUUGGACACCUGAGGACAUACUACCUGACGUGUGGGUGAAUGAAACGGAGCGAUCUCAGCUGAAGACUAAAGUGGUGCACUUAUCCCAGUUACCGCAGGACGCCGCCAUGCUGCUAGACCCAAACAUCUAUAGAGCACUUCCACAAAAGCGGUUGAAGCGCAGCCUGUAAGGAGUCAUCUGUGGACUUGAUACUUAAGGGGAAAUGCUCGUUCAUAGGAGGUUUAUCUAAAUGGGAUGGGACGCUCUUCAUCUUCUCUGCUGAACGCGGGGAGUAAAGUGGCGAUAAAAGGAAGUGAAACUUGGCUAUGCUGCAGUUUUUCCCUCUUCGGUUUUGUAUAUCUCAACAAACUGUCGUAGCCAAGUGUGGUGGAAAAUGGGACUAACAAUUUUUAAAAAAGGUUGUGUUCAUCAAAAACGUAAAAUGAAUGUUUUUUUUAACAAGCAGCAAACUGAAAAUAUUCUUAAUACCCAAAUGGUGUUAAAAAAACUGUUUUGUGUAACCUUGUCAGAAAAUACAGCAUAUUUUAUAACUGUUUUUUUGUGUAAAAUAUUUAUGCAGAUUUGUAACUUAUUUUUAUACCAUGAAAAUGCUGGUGUACUGUGGAUUUUUGUGAAGGUUUUAAAUAGAACCAUAUUUACUGUGAUAAUCUAUGUUAUCUGUCACUUGUAGGGACAUUUUGAAAUUUCUAGUUGUAAUUACGUUGUACAUGACAGAAGUCUUAACAGAUUAUCCUAUUUAUACUUACUGAAUGCGGUUCUUUUACCGCUGUAUAUGACAAUGAAGAGUGAGGUUGUGCCGGGCAUGUCAGACACGACUCUUAAGGCCUUUACACACCGGGGGCGUGACGAAUAAAUGGUACAAAAAUAAUAAAUACUCACCUGCCAAUAUUUCGCAUCAAAACUGUUCAUACUGGCAGCGAUGCAAAUUUGCAACAGUUGCAACACUUUUUCAAUAAAAGGUUUGAAUAGAUUUGCACAAGCAGAGGCCAACACCGGGAUCAUAUUGACCCAGAGCAACAUCUGGCAGUCUAUCUGAGGCAAAUUGUUGUACAACCUAAACAAGGGGUGGGGCAAAAAAAUUCCUUAGAAGACCUAAGGAAUGAAUGCUUCCAACCAUGUCAUCAUAGCAUGUCAUGAAGAAUGCUAAAUAAUGAAUACUGUACAUUUUGGUGAGGAAAAACUGGCAUGGCCAUUUUCAAAGGGGUCCCUUGACCUCUGACCUCAAGAUAUGUGAAUGAAAACUCUGAGAUGAGUAGAGUGAAAACUAUUUUACUAGAUAAAACAUGUUGACGAACGGCAUAAUUUGCAGUUGAAAAAAGGUAAUAAAUCGCAAUACUCAACAUAUCGCAAAAUCUUUAAAAUCGUUUAAUCGUAAUUUAAAAUAUUUAAAAUGCCUUUAUUAGUGGGGCAAAGGCUCAGAAAAAUCAACCUUGUCCGGAAAAAAAUUAUGCACAAUUUAUUUUGCGGCGUAACAUUCACAUUCUAAUGACAAAAACAGUUCACGAAGAAAACGCCCCCAGUGUGCAAAGACCUUUAAUCUGUAGACAGUACAGCAUAGAGAUGACAUUUCAGCACACACUCAAAGCAGGGGUGGGCGAUAUCGCAAAAAUAUCAUAUCACGAUUUUUUCAGGCGGGAUCACGAUCCACGAUCUUUUCACGAUUUUUUUUCAUGCUAGUUUUAAAGACAAUUUUGCAAGUUACUGAACAUUACAACCAAACUAAUUUCUCCAUUUUAAAAAAUACAGCCCUAUAAGCUAAUAAAACAUGAGGAAAAAGAAUAACAGAUCAUUAAAGCCAAACAGAUUUCAAUCAAGUGUGCAAUUCUGCAAAGUAUGAACAUUCAACAAGAAUUUUGACUUGGUUUACAAUUUUAUAAAAAUGAACAUUGGUUUCAAAAGGUAAACAACAACACUCAAGUAAAGUGCACUCUUGCUACAUAACAUUAAAGGAACUGGAUUUGGAAUUGUAAAUCAGGUAGCUUAUUAGACACAGAUCCACAGGUGUAAUAUAGACAGCCGUAAUAAUUACUACUGUCAGCUCUCUCGGCAGAUAGAAGGGUCGACACAUAACUGACAGAGCCUCUAAAUCAGGGGAACAGUGACUGUCAAUGAUUCGGCUGUUUGUACACCAGCCGUUAUGCACAUAAAUACAGAGUCCUCCCCCGUUGCUCUUACUGUACCAGAGUCUUUGCUUUGGUCCGGCCUGCUAGCUGCACAGCAGCGUCGGGUAUCAGCGGGUGAAGCCAGGUCUCCGUUAAUAACAUCACGCAGCAGUCCCUGGCAGACUUCGGUAGCUCCAAUUUGUCUGUUUUGUGAACGAUGGAUCUGGCGUUAGAGAGAAAGAUGCUUGGUAGUGGUGGUUUGUGUGGAUGCUUCUUUAGCCUAGCCAGCAGCCCGACCGACAUCCCUGUCUGCUUCCUCUCUCUACGCCGCCUACGGUGCUUCUCGGUGCUGAUAACAAUCCACGUAGACCCCUGUGAUCCGGACAUGUCCGUUGGUAUGUUGCGCGUCCUUUGAAAGUCGCUCGUAGCGGCGGUACUGUGCUGUAAUCCGACGUUGAUUAAGUCUUGACAGCUACACACAUACUUUGCCUGACAAAACUCAACAAGCAAAUCCAGCAUUCACACAAAUAAGCACCAAACCAGGAAGAGAUGAGCCGCUGCACUGACGCACGGUGCUAACUCGAAACUACCAGCAACUGCAAUGUACACUGUAGCACAGUUCUACGAUCUCGCUGAAAAGGCAGAUCGUAGAGACAUUUUAACCGUUCACGAUCUAAUAUCGUCAUAUCGCACACCCCUAACUCAAAGUGUAAACCACAACCUCCUCCUAAAUCGUGUAUAUCAUAGUUGUUAUGAUAAAUUUACAUUAUCGCUAUUUAAACACUCAAAAGUUAUUGUUAAAAAGGUGUGUUUUCUACUGUAUGUUUUCCCUGUUGUAAAUGGAAUACUCUGUUUGUAAUAAAAUGAGGGGGAAACGGCG